This is a messenger RNA of Gossypium raimondii (Peruvian cotton), 1738 nucleotides long. RefSeq lists its product as uncharacterized. The transcript has a single exon. Gene Ontology annotation, cellular component: membrane. Lineage: Eukaryota; Viridiplantae; Streptophyta; Magnoliopsida; Malvales; Malvaceae. The coding region runs from base 512 to 1465 and encodes 317 amino acids. The record is from RefSeq and is a predicted model, not a curated record.
AAAAAACCCCUUUCUCUUCUCUUCUUUUCUCUUUCCUUUCUCUUUCUCUCUCUGUAUGUAUGUAUGUCCGUUGCAUUUAUAUAAACAUGCAGUAGAGCGUUUCUCCAUUUUUUUUUUUUGAAAAUUUUUGUGGUAAAUGAGUGUGAAUAUUGGGCAUCCCCCAGAUUGCCCAAAUCUAGCUCAUUUUCAUCGUUUAUGGUUUUGAUUUUGCUAAUCAAUUCCAAGGAUUGCGACUCAUUCUACUACCGUUAGCAGUAUUUUUUUUUGUUUCCUUCCUUUUUCCUUUCCUUUUCUGCUCCCUCUCGCUUUACUCUCUUCGCCUCUCAGCUUCUUCUACAAGUUGAUGUUCAAAACAGAAUCCUAAGUUUACCUUUUUUCUCUUUUUUUUUCAACUAUGGAUCUGCUUAUUUGACAGUUGUUUUUAUCACUGUUUUCCUUGAAAGCUCAUGCAAUUGCUUCAAUGCCGUUUCCUGUUUGCCCCCGUCACAUCGCUUACCCGCUUGCAUUAUAAAUGAAUUUCGACACUCGUGCUUCCGUCCCGCUGCUUCCGAGUCUCGCGAUGCUCCUUGUGUUUAUCUGCUUGUUGUUAGUCUCGCCUCUACUGGUUCAAUCUUUUGAUGCUAAUGCCUCUUCGACAAGCGCCGCCAGAGCCCUGGAUGCGCUCCUUCAAGACUAUGCUUACAGGGCCUUUGUACGCCCUAGGACUGGAGUGCCCUACGAUGCCCGCGUUCCUUCUAAUUUCACUGGGAUUAGCAUUACAGCAAUGAGGUUGAGGAGUGGUAGCUUGCGGACCAGGGGUGUGAGGAUGUACAAGGAGUUCGAGAUCCCCAUUGGAGUUGUGGAGCAACCUUAUGUGGAAAGGCUUGUUUUGGUUUACCAGAACUUGGGCAAUUGGUCCCUGCGGUAUUAUUCGCUUCCCAACUACACCUAUCUCGCUCCUGUUCUGGGUCUUCUUGCUUAUGAUGCUUCUAACUUAUCGGCUACCAAUUUGCCGGAAUUGGAUUUAAGAGCAUCUGGGGAUCCUAUAAAAAUCAAGUUUUCAGAUGUUCGAUUGGCUCCCAAUGGGUCACUGCCCAAGUGUGUUUGGUUUGAUUUACAUGGUUUGGUUAAAUUAAGUAACUUGACAUCAGCCAAUGAGUGUUCAACUAUCCAACAGGGGCAUUUUUCUAUCGUUACUGAGUCAAUUGCGCCACCAAGCCCACCAACCAGAAGUGAAGGAAAGGAGAGUAAUAGAAGAACAUGGAUAAUUGUUGCUUCUGUUGUGGGUGGAGUGGCAUUGCUGGCAUUCUUGGGAUUCCUUGUACUCUGGGCACGCAAAUGCAAGCGGAGAAAGAAAAUGCAAGAGAUGGAAAAGGCUGCUGAAGUGGGAGAAGCACUACAUAUGACCUCCGUUGGGGAUACAAAAGCACCGUCGGCAACGGUCACUCGGACUCAACCAACUCUUGAGAACGAAUAUGUGCCCUAACCCUCAUACGAGCAUUUUCCUGUAUUCAGUAAUUCUUCUGGUCACAGCCUCACACCCAUUCUUUUUCUUUCUAGCGGUUUGUUCUUGGUAACCUCUCGGUUGUAGUGUGGGUAAUAUAGGAUUCUUUUUUGUGUAGGUCUGUUAUUAUUGCUCAAAAAUCUUUUCAUAAUUCUAUGAUUCAUUGUGGUGUGCAUUUAGCCGAAAUGAUUUUAUUCUAUAUGUCAUGAAUUAUAGUUGUCUCAUUCGUAUGGAAUAAAACCUUUUUUUUCUUCC